This is a messenger RNA of Oncorhynchus gorbuscha (pink salmon), 2594 nucleotides long. RefSeq names its product keratin, type I cytoskeletal 13-like. The record is from RefSeq and is a predicted model, not a curated record. Gene Ontology annotation, molecular function: structural molecule activity. The coding region runs from base 1 to 747 and encodes 248 amino acids. The transcript is spliced from 4 exons. NCBI's taxonomy places the organism in Eukaryota, Metazoa, Chordata, Actinopteri, Salmoniformes, Salmonidae.
AUGCACUAUAUAGGGAAAAGGGACACAGCCCAAGUCUCAUUUUUGGAAUUCCUGCUGCAGGUCACAGUCAUCCAGACCCAUUUGGCAUCCAGGUCCAAUACCAAGACUGUGCUGGACAUUGACAAUGCCAAGCUUGCUUCUGAGGACUUCAAGAUGAAGUAUGCGAAAGGGCAGGCCAUGAGGAUGGCAGUGGAGGCAGACAUCAGUGGUCUGAGGAGGGUCCUGGAUGACAUGAACCUGGGCCGCUCUGACCUGGAGAUGCAUUACGAGGGUCGGAAGGACGAGCUCAUCAUGCUCAAGAGGAGCCACCAGGUGGAGAUUGCCCUGGUGAAGACCCACGUGGGCAGCCAGGUGAAUGUAUCAGUGGAUGCUGCCCCAUCCCAGGACCUGAACGCAGCGAUGACCGAGAUUAGGAAGCACUACGAGUCUGUGGCCAUCAAGAACCGCAAAGAGCUGGAAGCCUGGUACCAGGGCAAGAAAUCCUCCCUGGAGGCCACGCUGGCAGACACCCAGAAACGCUACUCUGCUCAGCUGGCAGGGCUCCAGAGCAUGGUGACUAGCCUGGAGCUCCAGCUCUCCCAGCUCCACGCCAACAUUGCCCACAACAAGCAGGAGUACGACAUGUUUCUGAACCUCAAGACCCGGCUGGAGCUGGAGAUUGCAGAGAACAGGAGGCUGCUGGACGGAGAGGACGACAGCUCCACCCAAGGUAAGUUAUUGUAUACAGUGGGCAAUAAGCCUUUGUAGGCUUCUUGCCAAAUGCAUCAUCAUGAGACUGAUGAGACUUGGUCUUGCUUGAUUUUAAGCUGAAAGCAACAUACUGUAUCUUCAAAACUUGGAAGUUGACAAUUAUUUUGGACUGUAUCAAAAGUGGACUAAUGAAGAAGAUAUGAAGAAACAAAAAUUAUUCUAAAAGUAUGCUUUAAAGUGCUCAGUAUGAGUGUUGCAAUGAGAUAUAUUCCAUGUCCAUUUUUGACUCCACAGUGGUUACCAAGAUGAUCACCGUGACCCAGACCAUUGUGGAUGGAAAGGUGAUGGUUCUAUUAACAGAACCAUCAAUAAAGAUUAUGUGGUUGAAUGAGAAUGGGCUGUGUGGUUUCACUUGUUUCAGAGAUAUGAAUGCUUUAUAAUAGACUGACUAUAUGAGUCUGUGAGUAUGGAUGUCAUAGCAGAUACAUUUUGUGUUCUCAUUUCAUAUGACUUGAUUUCAAUUCGACAUCUUUCCACCAAAACAUGGUGUCCAGCACUAGAGUUGACUCCACAAACACCCUCUACACAUUGUAUAUCUCCGAAUCUAAUGCUUGAAAAACUAAGAGUUUGAUUAAUAGCGAUAGAAUGAUGUAAUUUUGCCGACAGCCAGUGUGGCGGCCCUGCCACUCUGUCUGCCGAAUUCUUUCUCUUUGCUCGUUUUCCUUGGUAGGAUGUCUGGGGGCGGAGCCGAGAGGGUCGUCAGCGAGGUGUUAUGCACCUGGGCUCGGGUGUGUCCCGGGGAUGAGUACACCUUUCCCUGUUCAUUGAGGAAACUCUCUCCACGCAGACACACUGUUAUUUUUGGUUGUGGCAUUUUGUGGUUUGUUUGUUUUGGCACCUCUCAACACCCCUCAUUUUCACCAUCUAUGCAUGCAACCACUCACUUACACUACUGAAUACUGACUACACACACCAUUGUUACUUGUAUAUAGUUUUAGUUAAUAAAUAUUUAGUUAAUAAAUAUAUUUUUGUUUUUCCUUAUCUCCACGGUGUCUCCCUCAUGACUUCCGCUGAAGGUGGUUCCUCUCCCUGUUCCGUCGGUGCUUGGGGGUCGGCGUCACCGGCCUACUAGCCAUAACCGAUCCAUGUUUCUUUUUCCAUUUGUUUUGUCUUUGGUUCAUUCACACCUGGUUUUCAUUUGCUUUAAUUUAUGUGUGUAUAUUUACCCCUGUUUCCACGCUUAGGUUUGUGCGGGAUCAUUUUUCUUGUUGCUUGUGGAGGCUUUCCUCAGUGUAUUUCGCAUGCGGUUAUUAUAGUAAGAUGCGUUGUGUUUUUGCGCCUUACGAGAAUACAGUUACUUCCCAUUGUUUUGGGGUAUUGUACUGCACCGUGUUUUCGGACUUGCCUAGAUUAAAGUAUACACUACACUGACAUCUCUGCUCUCCUGCGUUUGACUCCUCACCUACCUUCAGUGCGUAAACGCAAAACCCUCUUUGUAACUGGUUACGAGCCGGUUUGUGACACUAGCAAUCAGACUUCUUCUAUUCACAUACUUCUUCUAUAUUGCCAACUUUUAAACUCAACUCAGCAGAAGUGAAUGUCAUAAAUUACACUAUUCAGAUCAUUCUGACACAUAUGCUUUCUCAAGACCAUAGAAUUGGCCUCAUGUGCAAAAGAUGACACUCUAUAUGAUAGUCAGAUGUAUAGGAGCAUGCCAGAUCAGAUACAUCAAGUUGAAAGACACAGAAAACAGGAUGAUGAAGUCAGCAAGUCAGAGCAUCUUUAUUGUAUUCACAAUGGGGUCUGUUGUUGGUGUCCCAUCCACAUGUAGUAGAAUAUGUUGUUCUGGAGGUGUUAACCAUAGAAAUAGAAUUACCAGAAAAUAAAUCCCCAUUCAAGUCAAU